Molecule: messenger RNA, 2159 nt
Organism: Drosophila navojoa
Lineage: Eukaryota; Metazoa; Arthropoda; Insecta; Diptera; Drosophilidae
Gene: fzo
Product: fuzzy onions
Biological process (GO): mitochondrion localization; mitochondrial fusion
Cellular component (GO): mitochondrial outer membrane
Molecular function (GO): GTP binding; GTPase activity
Source: RefSeq, a predicted model, not a curated record
UAAACAUCUAUAUUUUAUAAAAGAUAAUAUAUGCAAAAAGUCGAGAAAUAAGCGCAAGAAUGUCCACAAUGCUCAGUGAGUUUGGCCAGGCCAAGAUGGACAUGUUGAAUAUCUACGAGGAUAUGGCUAGACACUUGCAGCUGGUGGUAGACGAGCUGCAGCUUAUGCCCAGCCUGAAGGAUCUGAUGAAUGAACGCAUGCGGAGCGAGCUGCUGGCCUGCAUUCAACGAAUCAAAGCGAUUUGCCCCAUGUUGCAGCGGAAGCGCAUGAAGGUUGCCUUCUUUGGGCGCACCUCGAAUGGCAAGAGCGCCGUCAUCAACGCCAUGUUGCAUGAGCGCAUCCUGCCCAGCGCCAUGGGGCAUACGACGAGCUGCUUCUGUCAGGUGGAGGCCUGCGCCAGGCAGGAAUCGGCCCAUGUCACGAUCGAGGAUGGCGAUGACCAGAAGCUGAGCAUCGACUGCCUGCGUGAGCUGGCCAGCGCGCACUCGGGUCGAGCGCUGAGUCCGCACAGCCUUCUCCAUGUGCGCUGGCCCAGCAGCAGCUGCCAGCUGCUGGGGCACGAUGUGGUUCUGCUGGACACGCCCGGCGUGGAUGUGACGGCGCAGCUGGACGAGUGCAUAGAUCGGCAUUGCCUGAAUGCGGACGUGUUCGUGCUGGUGCUGAAUGCCGAGUCGACGAUAUCGCGCGUGGAGCGCCAGUUCUUCGAGCUGGUCGCUCAGCAGCUGUCCAGGCCCAAUUUGUUCAUACUCAACAAUCGCUGGGAUGCAGCCGCCUCGCUGGAGCCGCAGCUGGAGCAACUGGUGCGGGCGCAGCACACCCAGCGCUGUUUGCAGCUGCUGGUCGAGGAGCUGGGCAUCUAUGCCAACGUGGAGCUAGCCAGGCGGCGCAUCUUCCAUGUCUCGGCACUGGAGACGCUACGCCUGCGGCAGCACGCCAAGACAAAGGAGGAGGAUCGCUUUCGAGCACCUGGUGCACAGCUGCGCUACGAGGAGUUUCUCAGCUUCGAGCGCAAAUUCGCUGAAUGCAUUACACAGAGCGCACUGCGAACCAAAUUCGAGCAGCAUUGCGUCGGAGCAGCCGAGAUGCUGCUGCAGCUGCACGAACUGCUGCAACAACUGGCCAUGCAACUAGCCCAACUGGGCGAAGAGAAGACGUCAGCCAAGGCUGCGCUGACGGCUGGCUACGAGGGCUGGGAGCAGCAAAGCGUGCAGCGGCAGGAGGAGCUGUCCCAGCAAGUGGAGCAGCUGAGCGAGGAGAGCUGCCGGCUUGCCGCACAGCUGUUGCACGAGCAGAUCUUGCGUCUGCCCGCGGCCGUGCAACAAUUCCAUGUGCCCUUUCAGCCGCACUUGCAACGCGAGCUGCGCCACUAUCAGCGACUGCUGGGCGUUCAUCUCGAGCAGUUGUUGCUGCAGCAAGUGGAGCUGCAGCUCGGCCAGCUGCUGCAGCUGCAGAUGCGCCAAUUGGGCUCAGCCCCGGCUGACUGCGUGCUGCCCGUGCAGCUGUACUGCGCCCUGGACUGUCAACAGCUGAUGUCCGGAUUUCAGGCGGAUCUGGAGUUUCGCUUCUCGUGGGGCAUGGUGGCCAUAUUGAAGCGCAUACAGGCCAAGAUGCCGUUGCCGCUGCCACAGCUGCCGCAGCUGCCCAAGCAGCUGAAUGGCCAGCGUGAGGAGCUGAUGAAGCUGCCCUCGCAUGUGGGCGUCUGGCUGCCGGAUACGGAGAACUCAACGGGCACCAUUUUGUUGUUGUGUGGCGUCCUGACGCGCACCUUGGGCUGGCGUUUGACGCUGGCUCUGGGCGUAGUCACGGGCGCCUUCUAUGCCUACGAACGGUUCAGCUGGACGCCGCAAGCUCAGGAGCGCAGUUUCAAAUCGCAAUACACGCAGCACUUGCAGCGUCGACUGCGCGACGGCCUGCAACAAACGGCGGCCGGUUUUGGCCAACAGGUGCGACAGCAAUUGACGCGCUCUAUGCAGCAAUUGCAACGCGAAACGGAGCACAAACGCAACGAGCUGAGUGAGGAUCUGGCGAUGCUUGGCGAUGAGUUGGCUCAACUGCAGCAGCAUCAGUCGAAGCUUCAGGCAUUGCAGGCGACGGGCGAGGAGCUGCGGCAGCGUCUAAAAGCUUUUCAGCAGCGCUAUUUGCCGGAGAAGGAUGUUUAA